AUCGUAUAGAGGCUCCUGCCGGGCUAAAAUAGAGAGUUCCUCAUCCUUGACGGUCUUCUCGCGAAACUACGCAUUUUUCACGCUCUCCGAUCAUAAUCAUCGUUAGAAAUUAACGACAUGCCUGCUGCUACUGCUACUGCCCCCGCUACGCCCGCCGCCGCUGCGCUCAAGGCAGCUGUUGCGCCUGCGGACGGUCAAUUCGACGUUUCCGGUCUCUUCGUCUCUGACAAGGCGACCCGCGGGACCGCGGCGGCUACCCUCGUCGCGCUCGCUCAAAAGGAUGGCCCCAAGGCCCUCCAAUCUAUUGGCUUCACAGAUGCUAUUAUCAAAGCGCUCAACGACAAGAAGUCGCCGGCCGCUCGUGAGGGCGCAGCCAGCGCUGUUGCUGCCCUCUCUAGCGCGACAGACGCCGUGAAGUCAUUGGAGCCCGUUUUCGUUGACUCUGGCCUGUAUGCAGCUCUUAUCGAAGCCUUCGCCGACAAGAUGCCCGCUGUGCGAACAGCCGCCAUUGAUGCAGUCAAGGCGUACGUCACGAACAUGAACGCGUGGGCGACUGCCAAUGUGCUUCCUGCCCUCCUUCACGAAAUCAAGACGGCCGGCAAAUGGCAAGUCAAGACAGGUGCCAUCACGAUUCUCAACCAGCUCGUGACCAGUGCGCCUCUUCAGACUGCUCGUCUUACUCCCGACAUCGUUCCUAUACUCUCGGAAGCAAUCUGGGACACGAAGGCCGACGUGAAGAAGGCGGCGCGUGAUUCGCUUGAGAAGACCACUGCUCUCAUCUCCAACAAGGAUAUCGAACGCUUUAUUCCAGCUCUAAUCAAGGCUCUGAUUAACCCCGUCGAGGAGGUGCCCAACACAAUUACGCUUCUCUCAGCUACUACGUUCGUUUCUGAAGUAGAUUCGCCCACACUGUCUCUGAUGGUCCCGUUGCUAUCGCGUGGUCUCUCGGAGAAGCUGACUGCAACGAAGCGUAAAGUCGCAGUUAUUGUCGACAACAUGGCCAAGCUUGUCGACUCGGCAGUCACCGUUCGUCCCUUCAUUCCCAAACUACUUCCUGGCUUGAUCAAGGUGGAGUCGACUAUCGGCGACCCUGAAGCUCGCGGUGUCGUCGCCCGUGCUAUCGCAACCCUUCGUCAGGUUGGCGACGUCCCAACCGGUGACGGUUCCGACCUACCUCCUUUCAAGCUGGCCGACGGCAAGCAGCUUGCACAGAGUGUCGUCGGUCUGUACAAGAAGGCGGGCGCUAACCCCGUACCGGUUGCCACGUCCGUCGAGAUCUCUUACGCUGGUGGCCUUGCCGCCAAUCUCGUCAUCGCCAAGAACUUUGACAUCUCGGAGUGGCAAUCGCUUGCUCCUUACCUCGCCUUUGCUACCACAUCUCCCGAGCCCAUCUCGAUCAUCAAUGAGUGGGCCGUCAAGUCGGCGUCGCAGGAGGAGGACGAGGGAGAAACUCUUGAUGACGAAGAGGAGGGUGAAGAUUUGUGUAACUGCCAGUUCUCGCUGGCGUACGGUGCCAAGAUCCUACUCAACACCGCUACUCUUCGCCUGAAGCGUGGUCAUCGCUACGGUCUGUGCGGUCGCAACGGUACCGGAAAGUCUACCCUUAUGCGCGCCAUUACCAACGGUCAAGUCGAAGGAUUUCCGUCGCCUGAUGAGGUCCGCACUUUCUACGUCGAGCACGACAUUGAUGGCAGCGAGGCCGAUACUUCUGUGUUGGACUUCAUCCUGGCCGACACACGUAUCCAGGGAAGCAAGGAAGAGGUGGUGGAGACGCUGGCAUCUGUCGGUUUCAGUGAUGAGCGUCAGAAGCAGGCCAUCGGCAGCCUGUCUGGUGGUUGGAAGAUGAAGCUCGCGUUGGCUCGCGCCAUGCUGUUCAAGGCCGAUAUUCUCCUCCUCGACGAGCCGACCAACCAUCUGGACGUUGUCAACGUUGCAUGGCUCGAGAACUACCUCACCAGCCUGACGACCUGCACAUCCAUCAUCGUCUCGCACGACUCUAGUUUCCUCAACAACACCAUCACCGAUGUUCUUCACCUCAACCGCUUCAAGCUUAGAAGGUACAGGGGUAACCUCGAGGCCUUCAUGAAGCAGGUUCCCGAGGCGCGUUCAUACUACACUCUUGAGGCGCAGGAGGAUUACCAAUUCAAGCUUCCUGAUCCUCCUCUCCUCGAGGGCGUCAAGACAAAGGAGAAGAGUCUCCUCAAGAUGCGUAAAGUUGGUUUCCAGUACCCGACUCAGACUGUCCAGCAGCUUUACGACAUCACCCUUCAAGUGUCUCUCUCGUCGCGUGUUGCCGUCCUCGGUCCUAACGGCUCUGGUAAAUCUACCCUCGUCAAGCUGCUCAUCGGCGAUCUUGAGCCCAACAGGGGCGGUGAGAUCUGGAAGCACCCCAACUUGGUCAUCGGUUACGUGGCGCAGCACGCGUUCCACCAUAUCGAUAGCCAUCUGGACAAGACCCCACUCGAGUACAUGUUGUGGCGCUACCAGACCGGUGAGGACUUGGAGGAGAUGAUGAAGGCGAAUCGUCAAAUUACCGAGGAAGAGGAGAAGAAGAUGAAGGAGGGUGGUGUAGUCGUCGUCGAAGGUCAGAAGCGCCUGAUUGAGGAGAUCGUCGGCCGCAAGAAGCUCAAGCAGUCGUACGAGUACGAGGUGUCGUUCAAGGCCCUUAGCUCGUCGGAGAACAUCUGGCUCCCGCGUGACGAGCUCAUCAAGCGUGGUUUCGAGAAGAAGGUCCUCGAGGUCGACACCCGUGAGGCGCAGCGCCUCGGUCUCCUCCGUCCGCUCGUCCGUCGCGAGAUCGAGAAGCACUUCGCGGACUUUGGUCUCGAGCCUGAGUUCGUCUCGCACAACUCGAUGCGCGGUCUCUCCGGUGGUCAGAAGGUGAAGGUGGUCCUCGGUGCCGCUACGUGGCGACGACCGCACGUCAUCUGCUUGGAUGAGCCGACCAACUACCUUGACCGUGAGUCGCUUGCUGCGCUCAUCAAGGCUCUCCAGGAGUUUGAGGGUGGUGUGCUUAUUAUCACGCACAACCGCGAUUUCUCCGAGUCCCUGUGCAAGGAAGUCUGGGCCAUGCGCGAUGGCCGCCUCGAGGCGUCCGGCCAUAACUGGGUCGAGGGUCAGGGUGCCGGUCCUCGUAUCGACAAGAAGGAUGGUGAGGAAGACGACCAGUACGACGCGAUGGGUAACAAGAUCGAGACGAAGAAAGUGAAGAAGAUCACUGCGGCUGAGGCGCGUAAGCUCAAGAAGGAGCGCAUUGCGCGGAAAAAGCGUGGCGAGGAGAUCACCGACGACGAGUUGUAAUUCUAACCUCUCGGCUGUAUUCCGUCGCUGUUGUCUUUCGCUGUGUGUUUCAUAGGACGUCCUCAGGCUAUAUCGUUACAUCGUCUCGUAUCCUGUACCCUAGCACUAAUUCUAUCAUUUAUGUACUCCUGUCUUUCAUG
This is a messenger RNA of Postia placenta MAD-698-R-SB12, 3440 nucleotides long. RefSeq lists its product as hypothetical. The record is from RefSeq and is a predicted model, not a curated record. NCBI's taxonomy places the organism in Eukaryota, Fungi, Basidiomycota, Agaricomycetes, Polyporales, Adustoporiaceae. Gene Ontology annotation, molecular function: translation elongation factor activity; ATP binding; ATP hydrolysis activity. The transcript has 5 exons. Bases 118 to 3300 code for a protein of 1060 amino acids.